Dalotia coriaria is the source of this 3928-nucleotide messenger RNA. RefSeq lists its product as uncharacterized. Gene Ontology annotation, molecular function: protein binding. Gene Ontology annotation, cellular component: extracellular region. The record is from RefSeq and is a predicted model, not a curated record. Lineage: Eukaryota; Metazoa; Arthropoda; Insecta; Coleoptera; Staphylinidae. The transcript is spliced from 9 exons. Bases 27 to 3182 code for a protein of 1051 amino acids.
UCUUCAGCGGCCGGACCUCCGCCAACAUGCCGCCGGUGUCGCUCGCGCGCGCGCUCCGGCGACGCUCCAUCGCGGAACACUUCCUUCGGAGGACACUCAAAGGAUCACGCAUGCCGCCGCCGGCGGUCAAUCUGUGGUGUACGGUGAUACUUUUGGCUUUUCUGCGGAUCGAUCAGUUCAUUGUUAAUGCCGAUUGCUGGUACGAGGGCGAGCGAUUCGAAGAGGGCGUGCAGGUCGUCACGAAUGAACCGUGCUUGAAUUGUACGUGUUCACGGGGUGCUUUGUUGUGUUAUCUGCGGGUGUGCCCACGGUUGCCUAAUCCACCUCCGCCGGGUUGCAUACUUUUACAUCGGUAUAAAGCAUGUUGUCCGGAAUUAAUAUGUUCAGACAUACCCUCUGGUAACAGUAUUGAAGCACGAUCUGAAGUGGAUCCAGAUGAAAUCCUGCAAAAUCAUCAAGAACAAAUGAAAAAUGCAUGUAUAUCAAAUGGUAGUGUUUAUGCACCUGGCUCAGCAAUGGAUUCAUCCUCACUCUGUGAAUUUUGUUAUUGCCUCGCCGGCGAACAAAAAUGCGUCCGACCCAAAUGUCUCUUACCACUGGAUGGCUGCACAGCCGCAUACGACGAUCACGACUGUUGCCCGACGCGGUAUAAUUGCACGCGCGAUUUGUUUACAACCACGUCGACGACCACAUUAGCACCUCGCGAGUAUGAAUCUCAAGGUGGUUGUAUUGUCGAUGGCAGUUUUUAUCCGGAAGGCGGUAAAGUCCUGGGCAUUGGUCACUCCGCAUGCGAUAAUUGCUACUGCCUGCGUGGUUUAGUGCGCUGUGAGCCUCUUUCUUGCGCUUCGCCUCUUUUGGGCUGCACGCCGGUGAUUCGCGCCGGCGAAUGUUGCGCCGCCAGCUAUAACUGCAGCGGCGCCAUUGAGACACAACCGGAAGCAAACUAUGGACAAUUCCCGACUGUUAGUAAAGAAUACGCGAAACUACACAAACAUGUCCAGCAGCAUAAACGGACAACGCCAAAAACGGAAAAACCUUUAAUUAAUAACAUACCGUAUUAUGUAAUUGCGGAAAGCACGAAAGAACGGCAACCAGACGAACAGAAGUAUCCCACAACACGUUCGUAUAUUAACAACACACCAGGUGGCGCUGCAAACGUUGCUAGCAAUCGCUUCAUCACACAAAGUCCAUUUUAUUAUAAUUUAACCAACACACAAAAGAAAAAUGCCUCACACAGUUUAGACAUAUCAUCAAAUUCCUCGAGUGACAUUUCAAAAAAAGAGAAAAGUAAUCAACAUCCGGAGAUUUACUACGUGCCAACUAAAGUCACCGGGAGUAAUCCGGAUAUUUAUCGCGAAGAUUCCCUAGCUACGACAAUACGUCACAAAAAGUACACUUCAUCAUCGGAGGUCAAGCUGAUUCAGAAUGUGCUCGAAGAGCGAAUAAUCAGAGGAAUUAUUAAUCGUAGCAGAGAUGAGAAUGUUGUGAAUGCAACGACGGUGACGGCCAUAACGGAAGUCGAACAAUCGACAACAGAGAAUGCUACAAUAACAACAGAAGCACAGGAACAAACUGAAACACUGUCUACACUUGCAGCAGAUGCAGAAUUAACAACGUCUUUGAUUGACUCAACUACGAUACAAGAUGGCGAGUCAACUACGGAAGAAGAUAUAACCUCAACGCCGUAUUUUGAGUUGGUAGAGUUGAUAACUUUCAGAACCGUGUCGAAUUCGACUGAUUGUUUGAAUGAUGCAUCUGACAAUGAAUUACGCCAUGGUUUUAAUAGUGUUGAUGAUUUGACUGAGAAUCCAACAACGGAGCAGUUUUUAUUUUCAACUGAUGAGAAUAUUAAUACGAAUGAAAUUGAAUCUACAACUGAUGGUGAUGGUGAAAUUAGUAAUGAAAUCAUUUCGACUGAGUUUACGACUGUUUCUGAUAGUACAGAGAUACCAACCACAACGGAUGUGGUUAAUAAUGUAAAUUCUGCAACUGUGCAACCUAAAACAAAAAUUGUACUUCAGAAUAUUCUUAAUGGGAAUAAUAAAACUAUGGAUUAUGAUUAUGAUUAUACCGCGCCUACGCUACCGCCAUCUCUACCUAAUUUAAGAAUUAUUCCGUUUGUGGCUGCUGAUGCUCUGGAUUCAAAGUCUGAUGCAACAAAAACAAGCAACGUGUAUGCUGAAGAGAAAAACUUCCCGUUUAGUAAUCAGUUUUCACCGCCAGCGGAAACAGAAGGUGGUUUUGUACCUAAAGAACCUCCGAUUAUGAUUGACAGAUUUUACGAGGACUACCACACUACAAAUAUUGGUAAUAAUGGUGUUACUGCAAUGCCACCUAUACCAUCUUUAACAAACCCACCUAAAACAGAUGAAAAUAAUUGUAUGAUUGAUACAAAAGAAGUAAAACAUGGCGAAUCUGUCACCUCUGAAGGAAACUGCGCGCUUUGCGUGUGUUUCUACGGAAGUAUCGUAUGUCAUGAGCCGCAAUGUGCGCUACCACAAAAUGGCUGCCGGAAUUCUAAUAAAAUUGAUAGAUCUACGUGUUGUCCAGAAAUUGUUUGCGAUGCAGAUGAAUCACCAACAAUAGUCUUAGAUAAAGUAGACAUAUCAAAUUCAACAGUUGCCGAACCUGUGACCCCUGCAGAUCCUUUCAAAGACGUUAUUCGUACAGAACCAGCACCCGAUCUACAACUACUCAUCGGAGACAUGUCUAAUUACUUACUUAAAAAGUCUACAACCACAACAACAACCACACAACCACCUAUAACAAAUGAUAAUUCUUCAUCACACCAAAAAGACGACUUAGAAACUACAGACGAUAAAGAUUUAAGUUUUAACAAAAUAUGGGACAUGUUAUUCAACUCUGAAGAAGUAACCACAAAAAGCACAACUAUAACAACCCCAAGAAUCAACACAACCACAACCGGGCACUUUCAAAAUGGCGGCGAUCGAAACACAGUCGAAACACGUGAGAACAUCGACAAUAAUCUAGGAUUAGCCUGGGCGUCGUCCAUAGCAUCAACAAAACGACAAGAAUACGUCCCAGGAUUACUAAAACUAGCCGGAUGUAAUAUUUACGGAAGAAUGUAUCGUGUCGGCCGGAUAAUCUCGGAACUCUCCGGGCCGUGCAUGGAAUGUAAGUGCACUGAGGUAGGCGUACAGUGUGAGAAUCUGACGUGCUGACAUCCACCAAGCGGCAAUUACUGAAUACAGACUUCGAUCUCACUCGAUUGUGUACUCGUAGGCAGGAUGCAGUGCAAAUUUAGUCGAAAUAAGCAAAGCGAACGAUGAUGUAAGUGCCAUUGUAAAUUUCCCAGCGUUUUUCACACUAUUGUACACAAGAUGGCGGCCGGUACUCUUCCAGCACUAUUUUACCAAAACUUUUGGAUCUUGCGAGAUAGUUUUGAUAAGAAAAUUCCUAUGUGACGCCAGUAUAGAGGCUUGUUUAAAUGUAAGUGAUCCUCCAAAGAUUCGAUUAGAUACUUAGACGACCUAAACGGACACAUUGAUUUGAAUAACCUACAAAUUUGUCAAAAUAACAUCCGCUACUCGAAUGAUGAAGUUGAAGUUACCACAUUGCAGGCUGAAGCAAAGGAAAGAAAUUGAAUGUGUGUCCGUUUAGUGAAUAUCUACAGAUAAAUAAACAUCCUUUAAAUUAUUUAUCACAAAGUUAGUUGUAUGUAUAUUUUUAUAAAUAAUUAAAUAGAAAUUUGUUUCUCAAAUCGAGUAAAUGCGAUCACAACAGUAAGAAGUUACAUAGUUUUGCUAUUAUGUAAGUACAUCGCGUACAGAUUAUAGAAUUAUCAUAUAAAAAUGUUAAUAUAUUCAAUCGUCAUUCAUAAAUAUAAAAAUUAAGCUAUGCUACAUGUGUAAAUGUACAUUACAGUCUUAUGCUCUGAUUGAAUACGAAUUACAGACAUUAAACCUGA